Egretta garzetta (little egret) is the source of this 916-nucleotide messenger RNA. RefSeq names its product Aly/REF export factor (gene ALYREF). NCBI's taxonomy places the organism in Eukaryota, Metazoa, Chordata, Aves, Pelecaniformes, Ardeidae. The record is from RefSeq and is a predicted model, not a curated record. Gene Ontology annotation, cellular component: nucleus. Gene Ontology annotation, biological process: mRNA export from nucleus. The transcript has 6 exons. Gene Ontology annotation, molecular function: mRNA binding. The coding region runs from base 1 to 663 and encodes 220 amino acids.
AUGUCCCGAAGCAGCUGUGACUCUGAGCUGUCGGCCCCUUCCCGGGAUCUGCCGGCUGCUGAGCGCACCACACAGAAGAUCAAGACUCUGGUUCCUGCACCCAUCCUGAGGAGCACCCCCCCACCUUGUGCUGCAGACUGUGUGCCUGCGAUUGCGGGGGGCGGUUGUGUCUGGGGAACUGCCAGCGCUGUCCCUUGGCUGUGCGGUAUUUGCAGCACUGACGGACGCGUGCGCUCUUCUCCCUCUCUUUCUCAGGAACUCUUUGCAGAGUUUGGGACCUUGAAGAAGGCAGCUGUGCACUAUGACAGAUCUGGCCGCAGUCUAGGGACAGCGGACGUGCAUUUUGAAAGGAAGGCAGAUGCUCUGAAAGCGAUGAAGCAGUACAACGGAGUCCCCUUGGACGGGCGCCCCAUGAACAUUCAGCUGGUCACGUCACAGAUCGACACACAGAGGAGACCAGCACAGAGUGUAAACAGAGGUGGCAUGACCAGAAACCGCGGUGGCUCAGGAGGAUUUGGUGGUGGAGGAGGCAACAGGCGAGGUACUCGUGGCGGGAACAGAGGGAGAGGCAGAGGAGCUGGAAGAACUUCCAAACAGCAGCUCUCCGCAGAAGAACUAGAUGCACAGCUGGAUGCUUACAAUGCCAGGAUGGACACCAGCUAAAGCAGCGGGCGGCGGGCGCAGGGAAGGACUCCGCUCUGGCUCCACGCUCCCCGGCGGCGCUGCGGCUGCGGCUACUAAUACCGAGGCUGGGAUUUGUUUUACUUUUGCGUUCUGGGAUAGGUUUUAAACUCCUGUAAAGGUUUUUUUUAAUUCCGAAGCAGACCUGUUUUGUACCGAGUUAUUUUUGGGAUAAAUUUUACUGGUUGCCUGUUGGGCCGAGGUGGCUUUUUCACCUUUGCCGUAAUAAAAUAGA